AUGUUGAUAUUUACGAGUUUGGAAGAAGGACAUGCGCAAAGGGUGUCAGAAGUAAAGGACGUUCCGCUCGGGUCCGGCGGUGCAGCCGUCCCGAACCUAACGCGGACUACAUCACGACAGUGCAUAGCUUGCGAUCACCGAGCCAAACUGCUGCCGGAGAUACCCGAGCCGGUGUCAGCUCCGCCGGUGCUGAUACCGACUCCCGUGCCUGAAGAACCGGUCUUUGUUCGUCAAACCCGUGAAACCGGGACCGUGAUGACGGCGAAACCGGAGAACGUACGAGAAGUGCUGGAGGACAGGGACCCUAAUAGCCUGAACCAACACGUGCAGCAAAUCUGGUGCACAGCGCCGUGUCUCCGCUGCGUGAAGAUCUACUUCGCAUCACUCCGCACGAUGGUGCAGUCCUGCAUGGCAGCCAUCGUAGUGCCUGCUGCAGACGCCGUGGGCCACAUCUGCAGGCAUAUCAGGGUCAACUUUAGGAAGGAUGCUCCUGAGGAAAAGGAUCUACUAAUCGUUUAA
Messenger RNA from Spodoptera littoralis (African cotton leafworm), 519 nucleotides. NCBI's taxonomy places the organism in Eukaryota, Metazoa, Arthropoda, Insecta, Lepidoptera, Noctuidae. The record is from the annotation of a GenBank genome assembly.